CGGAGUCGUACGGAAUUAUUACCACCACCGCAACUCCUUCAUCAUCAUCCCAAAGAAAGAUGGCGGGUUCCAAACGCAUGAGCGCGGACGAAAAGCGUCAAGUGAUUCUGGACAUUUACCACCGCACCAAACAAGUCUUUACCGAAAAGGAAAUUGUAACGCUCGCUGCCAAGGCGGGAGUCAACGCCAACACCAUUCUCGACGUGAAUAAUAGUUUGAUUGACGACGGUCUGGUCGACAAGGAAAAGAUUGGCGGUUCCAACUACUUUUGGUCGUUUCCCGCCAAGAAGGAUCGUCUGGUGCAGUUGCAGCACCAACAGAAUCUCCAAGCCGUCGAGUUGCUCCAAUCGCAAGUCCGUGACGCCACCGUGGCAUUGGCGGAGGCCCAACGCGGUCGGGAGGACGUGGAUGGUGUCCGUGUGGAGCAACUGCAGCGCCUCGACGCUCUGGGACGGGAACGCGGACGACUAGUCACGGAACUGGCGGAGCUGCAAGAGAACGAUCCCCAGGCAUUGGCCGAUCUGGAACACGAACUCCAACUCGUCACCGCCGCGGCACACCGCUGGACGGACAAUAUCUUCAACUGCAAGGCGUACUUGAUUAAGAAACGUGGCAUGGACAAGAAGGAAGUCCACCGCGUUUUGGGCAUUACGGGAACGUUUGAUUGUGAGUUGUUAUAG
Phaeodactylum tricornutum CCAP 1055/1 is the source of this 680-nucleotide messenger RNA. Its product is annotated as Mnd1 meiotic DNA recombination/cross-over promotion. The coding region runs from base 60 to 680 and encodes 206 amino acids. The transcript is spliced from 2 exons. The record is from RefSeq and is a predicted model, not a curated record. Lineage: Eukaryota; Bacillariophyta; Bacillariophyceae; Surirellales; Neidiaceae. Gene Ontology annotation, biological process: reciprocal meiotic recombination. Gene Ontology annotation, molecular function: double-stranded DNA binding.